GUCGAAUAGGAACUCGUGAUCGGGUUUGAACCGUCCAAUAAGACGGCCGCUAGGGGGCGGGCCUGAAGGCGCGUAUAAAGCGGGCGGCCGGUGCGGGCGGCGGCUGCAGUUGUCACCGGCAGCAGGAAGGCGAGCGGGCAGUGGGCCGGUGCUGCGUUCCCGGGACCGUCGCUCCCCGCUGGCCUCUCAGCGGAGCCCUUUCCCCUUCGCCCACCUCCUCCCUCCCUGCCGCCAUGACCACCACGACCACCUUUUCGGGCAUGGACCCCAGUGGCAGGAACAGCUCCAGAGUGCUGCGUCCUCCCGGUGGUGGGUCCAACUUUUCUUUGGGUUUUGACGAACCAAAAGAACAACCCGUGCGAAGGAACAAAAUGGCAUCCAGCAUCUUUGGAACUCCUGAAGAAAACCCACCUUCCUGGGCUAAAUCAUCGGGGACUAAGCCAGGUGAAAUCAGAGAAGACUCUGAAUCAUCUGGACCACAAAGAAGAAACUCAACUGAUGCAAACUGUGGAGACUUUGUAGAUCCCAAGGGAGGAGAUGGUGGUGGUGAAACUUCUGCUCUGAGGCUGAAGUCUCUCCUUUGUAAGAUUCACCUUAAGAAUAGCUUACUUCCUGGUGAGAGGAAUGUGUAUGUUGACCAGAUACUUUCUAAGUGCUACUUUCAACACCUAAGAGUCCUGGGAGAUCGCUAAAGCCAUUAGCAGUUCCAUGUCCUGAAAAGACUUCUGCUGGGAGGGCGAGAGUUUUUCCAGAAUGUUUUUAACUACCUCCUAAGUGCCUCCUGUGCCCGAAAUAAGUCUUGCUUCCUUAGCAGGCCGCUUCUAAUCAAACUGUACAGGCUGCUUUAGAAUUUCUUUCCCAUGUCUGUCUGAUCUUAAUUAGCGCUGUAGGCAUUUAGCAUUUAUGCCUCAAGUAGGAGGAUGUGGUUUGAUAAUAGAAGUAACCUGAUCUAAGGGCUCCACUGCUUCUCCUGGUACUUGUUUAAACCAGCUCACCGUGGGGUCAGACGAGAGCCUGCAAGCAAUGGUGAGGCAGGAAGAGAUGCGGGGAAGCAGAAAUAGGGCUGCCUGGGUUAGCAACAGCUGACUGAAACUUUGAGUACAGGAUGAUAUUCCUGACUCUUGGAACAAGUUUCCAUUUUCACAUGUGUCAAUUUGUUGGCUUUUUGUUUGUUUCUGAUAGGUGGCAAUGAAGGAAGUUCUUACCAAGUACCAAGAAAAUGUCUGCGGGGAGGUGGUUUAAAAAAAAAAAAAAAGUGUUACUGGAAAGUAACUGGGGUUGUUUACUGUUAUGGCCAUGACUAAAAAUUAAAUUUUUUAAGAUGGUCAAGAUGAAAUAAAAAAGACAGGCAAAGGUCUGAAUGUUAAACUUCCACUGAUGGUACUUAGGAAGGAGUAGAAAGUUAAUGCUUCCUGGACAUGGCAUCUGUGGAAGAUACCUGAGAAUUUUAAUGAAUUGUUAAAUUAAUUUCUAGUGUUGAUAGCUUUGGGUAUCAAAGCUUAAUGGAGCA
Molecule: messenger RNA, 1510 nt
Organism: Egretta garzetta (little egret)
Lineage: Eukaryota; Metazoa; Chordata; Aves; Pelecaniformes; Ardeidae
Gene: JPT1
Product: Jupiter microtubule associated homolog 1
Exons: 5
Coding region: 234-692 (152 amino acids)
Cellular component (GO): nucleus
Source: RefSeq, a predicted model, not a curated record